AUGUCGCUCAUUACACAGCCACUAUCGACAGGCUGGUUCUUCAAGGACCGCGACGCCGAUACCUGGCUGCCGGUGCCUUCCGUGCCCUCUGUGGUGCAGCAAGAUCUGAUCGCCAACCAAAAGCUCGAAGAUCCAUUUGUCGGGUUCAAUGAAUUGAAAGCCCGCUGGGUCAACGAGAAAUCAUGGGUCUACCGGACGACGUUUCAAAAACCGGCGACUCCCGCAGGCGCCACCAUCGCGCUGGUAUUUGAUGGGCUGGACACCUUUGCCACGGUAAAGCUAGAUGGUCAGAUCAUCCUGCACAGUGACAACAUGUUUAUAGGCCAUCGAGUGGAUGUGACCACCUCGCUGGAGGCCGACAGCGAACACACGCUCGAGGUUGAGUUCGAUUGUGCGCUGCUCCGGGCACGCGAGCUCCGGAACCAGGACCCAGGACACAAGUGGGUUGGGUUCAACGGAGAUAUGGCGCGUCUGGCGGUGCGCAAAGCGCAGUAUCACUGGGGCUGGGACUGGGGUCCCUUUCUGAUGACGGCUGGCAUUUGGCGUGCUGUACGACUUGAGGUCUAUACUGCACGGAUAGCGGAUCUCUGGCCCCAAACCCAGCUGGCAGCGCACUACCAGACUGCAGAGGUCACUGCAGUUGCCACACUAGACACUGUUGUCGACGGGCCGUACACAGCCCGCUUUAGCUUGGGUGUGGGCGGCCAUGAGAUCGCAGCUCAAGAAAUCCCCGUCCAGGAGGAAAAGACAUCCCAGGUGACAUUUCGAGUCAACCACCCAGUUCUUUGGUGGCCGCAUGGCUACGGCGAACAGACUCUGUAUGAGAUAACCGCCACACUGCUGUGCAAUGACGAGGUGGUAGACCACGCUUACAAGAAGUUUGGCAUCCGCAACGCAGAACUUAUUCAGAGGCCCGACAAGCAUGGCAAAUCCUUCUUCUUCCGGGUCAACGGGAUGGACAUCUUCUGUGGAGGCUCUUGCUGGAUCCCAGCUGAUAGCUUGCUACCAGCCAUCAGUGCAGAACGGUACCGCAAAUGGAUCGAGCUCAUGGUAGCGGGACGACAGGUGAUGAUCCGAGUCUGGGGCGGUGGAAUCUACGAAGAUGACUCGUUUUAUGAGGCAUGCGAUGAACUCGGAGUGCUGGUCUGGCAAGACUUCAUGUUUGGGUGCGGUAACUACCCAACCUGGCCUGCGAUGCUAGAGUCGGUGCGCCAGGAGACGGUGUACAAUGUCCGGCGCUUGCGGCAUCAUCCCUCGAUUGUAAUCUACGUCGGAAAUAACGAAGACUAUCAAGUGCAGGAGUCGGAAAGACUGACCUACAAUUACGAGGAUAAAACCCCAGACAGCUGGCUGCAGACAGAUUUCCCGGCCCGCUACAUCUACGAGAAACUGCUCCCGGAAGUGGUGGCCGAACACUCGCCUAGCACGUUCUAUCAUCCAGGAAGUCCGUGGGGAGAUGGGAAAAUCUCGUCCGAUCCCACGGUUGGGGAUAUGCAUCAGUGGAAUGUCUGGCAUGGCACACAGGAGAAGUAUCAGAUAUUUGACACUCUCGGCGGACGGUUCAACAGCGAGUUCGGCAUGGAGUCCUUCCCACAUAUGUCCACAAUCGACUACUUUGUCGAGAACCCUGAAGACAAGUACCCGCAGUCGCAUGUACUGGAUUUUCACAACAAGGCAGAUGGGCAUGAACGGCGCCUGGCGACAUACCUUGUAGAAAACCUGCGGACAGCCACCGACCUCGAGACAUACGUCUACCUCACGCAAGUCGUGCAGGCCGAAACCAUGAUGUUUGGGUAUCGGGGCUGGCGCCGACAAUGGGGUGACGAGCGACACUGUGGAGGAGCACUGCUGUGGCAGCUAAAUGACUGCUGGCCGACCAUCUCCUGGGCCAUUGUCGAUUAUUUCCUGAAGCCUAAGCCCGCCUAUUAUGCUGUGAAGCGGGUGCUGAACCCCAUCGCUGUCGGGGUGCGGCGCGAGCACCACGACUGGAGCGUAGCGCAUGCGCAACCGCCACGAGCCAGUCGCUAUGAGCUGUGGAUCUCCAGCAGCCGCGCGCACACUGUUCAAGGUCGCGUCGAGCUGCGAUUCCUGUCCGUCAACACGGGCCAGGAUAUCCGCCGGCCGAUUGUGCGCGACGACAUCGCCAUCACGGCGAAUGGUACGACCAAUAUUAUCACGGAUGGAGUGAUCGACCAUUUUUCCGUGCCCGAGCCGCAUGUCUUAGCUGCCAGACUGUGGGUGGGCAACCAAAUCGUGGCGCGAGACGUCGACUGGCCUCAACCUUUCAAGUAUCUGAACCUGACAGGGCGAAAGCUCGACAUUCAGUUGCGGCGGGGGUUAAGUGAGACAUUCUUGAUCAUCAAUGCACGCAAUCCUGUCAAGUGUCUGGUCUUCGAGGAGCAGGAUGGGGUGCAGUUUAGUGACAACGCGAUGGAUAUUGUCCCAGGGGACGAGCAGAUCGUGACUGUUAAGGGGCUGGGUGAGCAACCGGUGAAAUACCGUCAUUUGGGCAAGAAUUCUGUGCUGUAG
Penicillium alfredii is the source of this 2529-nucleotide messenger RNA. Its product is annotated as beta-mannosidase. The record is from RefSeq and is a predicted model, not a curated record. Gene Ontology annotation, biological process: carbohydrate metabolic process; glycoprotein catabolic process. Gene Ontology annotation, molecular function: beta-mannosidase activity. The transcript has 5 exons. The coding region runs from base 1 to 2529 and encodes 842 amino acids. Lineage: Eukaryota; Fungi; Ascomycota; Eurotiomycetes; Eurotiales; Aspergillaceae.